GUGAGUAAUCUCCUAACUCAUCUCUGUUUCAAAACCGAUAUUUUUCUGUGCGCAGUGUGCGACAUUUUCAACGAAUAUUUCAAGAAACAUGUAUAACAUUAUUUAAUACUGUAAAUAUCAGAUGUUAAAUAUGUUUAUAGUAACGAAAGAAAUUGACAGUGAAAACAUUAGUAAAUUAUGUCGAACGUGUCUGAGGGAAGAUGGGGAGAAAAUGAUUUGUUUAUUUAUGGGGCCUGCCGGUUCCUCUUUAGCAGCUAAACUACGUUCUUUAUCCUGUUUAGAGGUCUGGCAAGGUGAUGGGUUGCCAGAGAAAAUGUGCGAUCGAUGCGUAACCCGAGCUGAAUCAGCCCUCCUGUAUAGAGAACAAUGUCGAGCAGCCGAUAGAGCCCUGAGACAAGCUGCACUAAAGGUUUCAGGCUUGACAUCAUAUACAACGGUAUCUGGGUGUAAACUAUAUCAGCAGGACGAAGGAUUUGUCCCGAUUCAUAACUCACAAACAACUUUGAAAUGUAUCGAAUGUGGUGCAGUAUUUAUGAAUUAUCAAGAACUCUGUAUACACAAUAAGGUUCAUGUACCUUUUACUCAGGAUAGUUCUCCGACGCAGCACAUGCAUAUAGUUGAGUCUCAAUCCUCUUAUCUGAACCUUAGUCAAAUUUCGGACAAUGCAGUGUCCGAAGGACAUAUACCUUUAAUCGUUAAGCCGAGAACAUUAUCUAUAGAUAAUGAAAACCCCAACAGAGCUGCCUGUGCAUUGCAUUGCUCAUUAUGCAAUCAUACCUUUACUAAUAGAACUCAAUUAAUAAGUCACAAUUUCACACAUAGUACCGACAAUGUAGAUACCCCACAUGAUGACGAAAAUGUAGAGAUCGGAGAAGAAUCAAAUCCAAUUGCACGUAAUUUAAGUUAUGACAGAUGCAUCGGACACUCCAUGGAAACAUCUAUCCAGAAUUUAUCAUAUCCUAGAUCGUCCUCGAAUAACGACGAUGAGAUACAGAAUUUAAAUUAUUCUGAAAGUGUUAUCGUAAGUGCAGAACACGUAAACAUUCCUAAUCCUGUGCAAAAUCUGGGAUUGCAUUCGAAGAAGGAAUUAUCUACCUCCCAAGACUUAUCCUUUUCUAAACUUCCUGACAAGAGUAAACAUUUACAAAAUGGAAUCAAGUGUGACGGCAAUCCCAUUAAUGAAAAUUUAAAAAUUGACCAGGUUUUAAAUACAAAUACAACUGCAAAAUUAAAGAAAUAUAAAUGUGACACUUGCUACAAAUCAUUUUCUCAAAAGUCUAAGCUAUCGAGUCAUCAGUUGUCGCACACUGGUCAGCGACCCUUUAAAUGUACCAGUUGUGACAAAGCAUAUUCAUCAAAAAGUAAACUUAAUGCGCACAGAAAAUUGCACAGCAACACAAAUGUUCAUCGAUGCAUAGUAUGCAAUAAGACUUUUCCAUAUCCAUCAUAUCUAACAGAGCACGCAAAAAUACAUAACAAUAAUGUGAAUGAAGAACGUGAUUCCACGCAAAGCAACAGUUUUGAAUGCAAUAUUUGCAACAAACGUUACCGCCUUGCGAAGAACUUGAAAGCUCACUUAAAAUUUCACACCGGCGAAGGCUUGGUGCAAUGCGAAAUCUGCGACAAACAAUUUAAUAAGAAAUAUAAUUUAAAGGUGCACCUCCAAAUGCACAAACCGACAAAUUUACACAAAUGCGAAUUUUGUAACAAAACUUUUAUCCAGAAGGGAAAUCUCGUGGAACACUUGAGGAUUCAUACGAAAGUAAAGCCUUUUAAGUGUAAACAAUGCGAUAAAAGUUUUUCACAAUCCAGUCAUUUAAAGAGUCACGAAGCUUCCCACGAAUUAGAGAGGCGACAUCAAUGUAGACUUUGUGGAAGACGCUUUAAACUGGCAAGCCAUUUAAAAAGGCAUUUAAACGUACACGCGGUGUUAAAAACAUUUAAGUGCGACCAAUGCAAUCAAUUAUUUUCCCAAGCCUUCAGCUUGAAGAGACACUCGAAAAGGCAUAACGAAUCUCAUACCUAAGAAAAUAGACUACCAAUUAUUUGAUACUUGUAAAUAGAAAUAACUGUGCGGCGUG
This is a messenger RNA of Orussus abietinus, 2081 nucleotides long. Its product is annotated as zinc finger protein 845. NCBI's taxonomy places the organism in Eukaryota, Metazoa, Arthropoda, Insecta, Hymenoptera, Orussidae. The record is from RefSeq and is a predicted model, not a curated record. Gene Ontology annotation, molecular function: zinc ion binding. The transcript has 3 exons. Gene Ontology annotation, cellular component: nucleus. Bases 122 to 2026 code for a protein of 634 amino acids.